GGUUCUCAUUAUAUUCAUUCUUUUUGACGGACAGUGUCCUGUUGCUCAGUGUAAUGGUGACUUUUCCAUGAAUCAGAUCAUUGCAGAAACACAGAGCAGCGGGAAACUUUUUGCAGCCAUUUCAUCCAUUACAUUUUCCCACAGUGGACUCUCUGUUCAGUCAGCCAGCUUCUUUUCUUCCAGUUAGUCUUCCAAGGAGUUUAUUCCUGACAUAAUGAGCGUUUUAGUCUCCCAGGAAGGUCCGUCACCCCUUUUUUGAAGGAGUAGCUCACCCCAGUCUGUAGCAUUGCUCGAAAAAGUCUCAUCCGAAUCAGGAGAGAAAUCUGCACUAUUUCGGUGCUAGCGGAUACGCUUUAGAACCUGAUGGAAGCGUGUUUUAAGGACCUGCAGGAACAGAACUUGAUGAAAUAUCACAAAAAAAGCUUAGCUUAGUCUGGUCCGCUCUGGUUGAUGAGAACUAGAAGCGCUCAGAGACGCGCUGGACUCAAGGGGUUCCCAGUUUAGCAGGCAGCUGCCGUGUCCUAGUUCACUGUUCGACCUCCACCACAGUCAUACGAGUCCAUCAACAAACAAUCCGCUCGUCGAAAUGUCGAAAUUGCUCCUUAAGCGGUGCGGUCGUGACGGACGUCGCGGGAAUCUCCUGACUGAGAUGAAUCGAUUGCACGGAUAUCGCCAAUCGCCUGCCGUGUUAAAAUAUAGCGACCGUGUUCAGUUUACAAUGCAUCUGUUCAUCUGUUCAUACAAAAGCCUCUGCUUGCUCGUGCAUCAUGCAUGGAUACGUCAGCUUAAAAUAAAGCUAACAUUGUUUUAUAAUGUUUAUCAUUAUUAAAUUAAUAUUAAUAUUAUUUCAUAACAUUAUUUCUUACAAAUAUUUAUCUGACAGCCAAGGAAACUAUAAAUUGACAAUAAAACACGCAUUAAAAAAUAAUAAUAAAAUUAAAAAAUGCACGACAACAAAAUCGGUCGGUGUACAUUAUUAAAAUGAAAAUAGAACAUAAAGCAGAUUUAUAUAUUAUUAAAAAAACAAAGGUGAAAAGAAUGAUUAAUUUUUUUAUUUUUAAACUAAACAUCAUAGGCGCAUUUCUCAUGCAGUUUGUUGAAGUAUUAAAAUAACUUGAACUAAAAGCAAAACCUAAUAAUUCUAGACAUAUUACAAAAUAACUAAAAUGACAAAACGCAUGUAACUAUUUAAAUAAAUAAAAUCCAAUUUAAAAAUUGAACUAAAAUUAACAGUAUAUUAUAGUAAAACGGCAAAGUGUCCUUUGCGUAUUUGAAACAUAAACUGAUAUUUUUAUUUACGGUUUUCAAAAAUCACGUCUUUUUUUCAUUGAGCACAUCGGUUAAUCUCAAUCGAAUGGUUUUGAUCAUGUUAAAAUAGCAAAAAAUACAGCUAGCAAGCGCAGUAAAAACACGAUGACGUAACAAAAACACGAUUUUUGAAAAUGGUGUUUUCGCAGAUCAACUCUUGAUCGGUUCGUAGAGCUGUUUUGGUGUCGGUUUGUCUUCUCUGAUAUAUUGUGCACAAGGAUUAGUGCUCGUCGUUUCACAAGAGUCAACGAUGAGAAGAGAACAAAGUUAUAAGGAAGUGGUUAUAAAGAAGACGAACUAGUAAAACAAGUGUUAGUGCACUACCGUUGAUAUAAACUGUCAUCAUUACAGAACCGCACAGAUGCCUCCUUAUUUCAACAGUCUCAGAAGUGAAACACUGUCCGCAAGAAACUGCAGAAGAAGUUUAAUGACACCCAGAGCACAGAAAUAAAAAAAACUGCAUCUUUAGUAAUGAAUCAUAACUAAUGUGUGUGAUACAGAAGCUCUCUAAAAUAAAAGAUAUUGCAUUCAUGGAUCCAGGUGACUUAAACUGUAUCCAGUGAUGUUGGUCUGCCAACUUAUUCCACUACGUGCUUUUUAGUUUCCCCGUAAGCCACGCCGUGAACAGCCAGUGGAAAUGUCCCACGCAUCCAAGACCCCAGAAAGCCCUGCUGCGUCGCAGGAGGACCACCUCUCCAGUCUGAAGGCUUUGACGGAGAAGCUGAAGCUGGAGACCAGAAAGCCGUCGUGCCUGGACUGGAGAGCGCAGCUGGAGGCGAUGCUCGCUCAGAGCCACAGGGAGCCCGGAGACACAGAGAAACAGAGAGCGCCGGGCCCUCAGAGGGCUGUCAGCGCGCCGCAGGAAGGGAGGCGCUCGUUGGGAAGCGCGCUGAGAUUUGGAAGUAUAGACCAAGCUCUGGAGUGGCUCAGGAAAGAGCUGGCAGAGAUGCGUCUGCAGGACCAGCAGCUGGCGCGUCAGCUCAUGCGCCUGCGCGGGGACAUCAACAGCCUGAGGAUCGUGCAGACGUGUAACCAGCACCGCGAGAUGCUGAACGACGCCACGUUUGAGCUGGAGGAGCGCGACGAUAUGUCCGACCUGUGUGACGUCCCCAUGUCUCCUGGACUGGGCCUCUCGGAGCCGCUCAAGGUCAUCGGGGUCACCAAGAUGAACAUCAACUCUCGCCGGUUCUCUCUGUGCUAACGCACUUUAUCUUACGCGAAUGAUUGUGAGUGCUUUUUGUAGACCUUCAGAUGUUGUAUAGGGUUAAGGUGUUUUCAAAGUGUUGUGCUUUCAUUGCCUUAAAGUCAACAUCUUAACAAUCAUCUGUACAGUCUUCAUUUGUGUUUGAUACGACAUAAUAUAAUUUUUUAAUUUUUCAAUUUUAAUUUUAAAUGUUUAAAGCAGCUUUGUUGGUUUUUUCUUUAAUUUUGAAUCUGUACCUAAUAGGCCUCUUAUCUCAUUAGAGCUGAAUAUUUGUUUGAUACAACUGAACCUGAGUCAAUAAAACGACAGCAAACAAUAAA
Puntigrus tetrazona (Sumatra barb) is the source of this 2832-nucleotide messenger RNA. It is a transcript of the gene fam167aa, whose product is annotated as family with sequence similarity 167 member Aa. NCBI's taxonomy places the organism in Eukaryota, Metazoa, Chordata, Actinopteri, Cypriniformes, Cyprinidae. The transcript has 3 exons. The record is from RefSeq and is a predicted model, not a curated record. The coding region runs from base 1946 to 2509 and encodes 187 amino acids.